Magallana angulata is the source of this 2901-nucleotide messenger RNA. RefSeq lists its product as uncharacterized. Lineage: Eukaryota; Metazoa; Mollusca; Bivalvia; Ostreida; Ostreidae. The transcript has 2 exons. The record is from RefSeq and is a predicted model, not a curated record. Bases 574 to 2031 code for a protein of 485 amino acids.
UUGUCAUUGGGGCGGCGCGUCCCGUGAAUAGAGAUCUACUCAGGCAGUAAUAUCAACUUGAUAGAUUUUACUCAGACUGUACCGUCCCUCACAUCAAGGAAGCUUGCUUUGUCCCUAGACCGAGGUCAUCUCUGAAUGUGAGUUGGAUAGUGUGCAGCAAGACUAACCUAAAUUCCUUGUAUUCGUUACCUGUGAAACUACCUGUGAUCAGAUGAGACGACAGGUAGCCCCGCCCCCUUCUCCACCGGCGUGGAAAGAGUUUAUUCACAAGAAAUGACUGCUAUAGUAUUUGUAAAGAGCGAUUUACGCGACUUGGAACAAUAUCAAACCGCGCCGCUGUGUAGGUAACUUAAUUGUGAAUUUUUGAUCGAAGCGGCAGUUAUACUAUUUGACGAGCACAGAGCAGGUGUUUUUAGCACCAGCACGUGCGGAUAUAAGUGAAACUUUUUUGUGAUUAUUUACAUUCUGUCGAUGUUACAGGACACAUUUCUUUGUGAAUAACCGAAAAAAACUAAUUUUGGGACAUUUAUUUUUGUUCAUUCAAAAUUUUGUGAACAACAUUUUUGUGCGACCAUGUCUCGAUUCUUUGGAGGUAAGAGCAAGGACAAGACCCAGAAAUUCUACGUGGAGUUCUUGGGAUGGAUAGAGAGCCGGGGUCUGGUGGGUGAGCAAUAUACACGCCCGGUCGUUGACGAUCUCAGGCGAAAGCAUCAGAAAUGGAGGAACGCUCCAAAACUCACAGUCCAGGUCAGUAAAACUGAACUGAAAAUUUCCCAAGAUGUUCCAGAGAAAAACAAGAAGAAAACCAAGAACAUCAAAUUCCCCGUCAUCCCGGCAGAAGAUGUGACGUUUGUCUCACAGGCCCGCAACCCGAUCACCGGUCAACCAGACGACAUUGUGGCGUGCAUCUAUCUCGGCUACAUCCCUCGCACCAAGCGAAGUGUACACGUGCAUGUGUACCGAUUUGAUUCAGCGCAAACAGCAACCAAAUAUGUCCGCAUGCUGCAAGGCGUCAUGGGAAUGACGGUGGAGAGACUGAAACGUGUAGAAUUCAGUUUGAUCGCACGCGGCGAAAUUGAGGACCCUCAUAAUACUACAUACGUCUAUCGUCCCCGAUCAAGUCCAAGGGACCCUGGACUUGGAUCAUCCGACGGAAUGAGCGAGCCGAGAACGGAUUCGGCUCCGGAUUCUGCCGCGGCCAGUACAUGCAGUACCAACUCCUUUCCUUCGGACGAGAUCGAGCCCGAUCUGGUAAGUCUUUGCGACCAGAUGCCAUUUGAAUCUGUGACAGAUGAACUCAGACUGAAAUUAAACAUGUCGGUAAAAGAAGGCAAACCGUUGUUGCUUCCUCCAAAAGAUUACGAUACUAUUCGCCGAAAACAAGGGAAUCUCGAAAAGGUGGACGCAAGGAGAUGUUUGAAUGCAAGCAUUGUCGGAAAUUUGCCUAUGUCAUCCCCUAGGUCCCGAAACGCAUCGGACGAGAGUGGCAUCGGAUUGGAAUCACCUUCGCCAUCUGAGGAGCAGAAGAAAUUCCCCGACUCCGACUUUGACGAGGAUAGAGAGAAUUCCCCGCCGUCAAGUGCAAGAAGCAACAAAUACGAUUUCGUAUAUCCCCCACAAUCUGCCAGGAGCCCGAUGGUUACCAGAGAGCGACAAGCUUUGCUACGGCAGCCAUCUUUUUCUUCUGCGUACAGCAGCCAGAGCUACCGCAGUGGUUCUUCUUCUCAUUCCAACAGCUUUAUUGAAAAGGACAAUAGUAUCAUGUACACUGGAAACCGCCAAGAUAUGGACAUCCCGCCUGCUGACUACGAUGCAGACGACAUCGCCAUCACGGGGGAGAAGAGCGCGCUAAGAGGACCGGAUAUGACAUCUAGCAUGCCAUCUGCAAUGUUUCCGCGGGAGAUGCCGGAAUACGCCGUCGUUAACAAGAAAAGGGCAACAUCUACGAAUACCCCACCCCAAUUUUCGGAAGUCUACUCACCCCGCGGCCUUGACCACCGAGUGCGGAGAGUAAACUCAAUGUAUAAAUGACAUUUUUGUAAUCAUUAAUUCGUUAUUUUCAUCUCAAGCUAGGACUGAUUAACACUAGCAAACUCAUCCCAUGAGUUAAAGCAACCGGGUGCAGAUUUUGUUCUUUUAAGGAGCGAAAUCUGCCAAUGCCACUGCCGAAGCAUCGAGCACGGCCAUUGGGGCGAAAAAGGAAGCAAAGUCUGUGAUAUUUCGUGAGGACACUUUGAUAUUGGACAGGUUUUGAUGAGAUUUAUUGGACGUCUUCAUUACCUGUUACAUAAAUGGUCUAAUUGUCCAAUUUCCCCCGGCUAGAAUGUCACUUAGCACACGUUUGCUGUCAUAGCUGCAAAAUCGAUAAGAAUUGCGAUCUAAAACGAUAAAUGAGAAAACUCAUUGGAAUUUCCUUGUAUUUUCGUUCAAUCCUUACUUUUACGUAAAUUGUGUGCUUAUGAUACGAUAGCCUUGGGAAUUGUUGAAUAUUUUUCUCUGUCUGUUGACACUUUCUUAAUGUGUCACAAAAAGGUGCAAUUUAUUUUUGUAUGUAUAUAUUUUUCUGAUUGUUGUAUUUUAUACAUUGGAAUCAGUGUAGAUUUUCCCCGUCGAUCAGGAUUAAUUCUCAAUUCUUUGGUCUUUUUAACAAAGUACCCUUUUCCUAAUCUGUUAUUAUAAUGUAACUACUGGCUCUUUAUUUCAAUCUUCUUAAUAUGAUGGUUAUGGGCGUUAAGGCGCAUUCCAUAAGUAAUCUUUGGUAUAAACUCUCCAAUUGGCGUAAUACUCUUUUUGUACCGAUCUCAUUCAGAAAAAAACUAAGAGGGCCCCGGUUCGUAUCAAAUAUAAUAGCGACCCCUUUUAUAAGCCGAUCUUUGCACGUUUAGCCAUCUGAAUUAAAAA